AUGUUCGCUAAGAAGCUGCCGAAAUCGCAGCAUAGAAGCUCGGUAGCCCGCUACAACAUCACCAACAAGAAGGCACCGCAGCAAUCCAGCAUCCUAUCCCGGCAUCGCAGCACUUUGUCGGCUUCCGUGGCGCGGAGUCUUCGAUCGCUGGGGUGGCGACGGAGGCAACCGCCUCCGAUGGCGCACUGCUUGAAGCAUAAGGGCAAUUACAGCGAUGAGUUCUGGAUGCUCAGCUUUAAGGUGGUGCCUUGUACCAAGACGUACGCCCACUCCUGGUCUAGCUGUCCUUGCGCGCACCCUGGUGAAACCGCACGUCGCCGAGAUCCAACAUUGUUCAACUACCAGCCGGUUCUCUGCCCAAACGUGAAGUCGAAAUCAGGAUGCCCCGCUGGAGACUCGUGCGGCUAUGCACAUAACGUUUUUGAGCAAUGGCUUCAUCCCCAAAGGUAUAAAGCCCUCAUGUGCACGUACGGCAGCCAAUGCACGCGGCCCUCGUGCUUCUUCGCCCACAGCUUGGAAGAGUUACGGGUGCCCUGGAAGGGAGGGACGGGGACUUCGUCCGGCGGUGAUCAGCAACAAGCACAGCAGCAGCAGCAGUCGCAGCCGUUCCAGCGGAGUCCUGGAUCCUCCGGGGCGCCGUGUGACGGCGAUGCGGCCGGAGUCCUGGGGCAGCUGGGUGCGGCAGGCGGUGCAGCCGGCAGCGAAUCCGACGCCGCAGCGGCGGCGGCAGCCGCAGCUGCCGUACGCAGUGCGUCGGUGUCCGUGUCUGGGCAUGCAGCCGCGGCGGCGGCAGCCGCCGCCGGCGCUGUGAAUAGCGGCGGCAGCGGCAGUAUUCGGCCGCGUUUAGUGUUGCAGGCUUCUGCCGGUUUGCAGCAACAGCUGCAGCACAUGCAGCGAGGGGGGCUGUUGUCGGGAGGUGGCGGCGGCGGCGGUGUGCAUUCCGUGGUGGAUGUGCGAAUGGUGGCAGCUGGCAGCGCCGGACAGAGUCUCUCCAGCGACCACGCCCUACUGCUCAACACGGCACAGAGCUCAUAUCAUCAUCAUCCGCAGCAGCAGUCGCGACGCAGCCAGCAGAGCACGAGCAUCGGCUCCGUCGGCCCUGUGCAGCACCGUGGAAGCGUUACUGCCAGCGCCUCUGCACCGUACGAACUAGACACCUCGACGUUCGUACCGCUCGAAAGCACCUCCUUGGGCCUGGUUUCGGGGCCACCUAACCGAGUGCCAUCUUCCAGUCAGCUUCAAAGGACUCUCUCUAACGCCAGCACGCUGUACACGGGCCUGACGGAGGAGAUGCCGUUGACCGCAGCGCCAGCGACUGUCCCCAGCGGCACCGGCGGCGGCGCUGUAGGGACAACGGCUGACAUUGCGCUGGCGCCGUCGGAGUCCACGUCGGCGACGUCGUUGUACCACACACCAGGAUCCACCAGCCACCACCAGCUGACGCAGCCGCUAAUUGGGCCGUAUCACGUGAACCCGGCGGCGGGCCAGGGCGGCGGCGUUGGCGGCAGCGUCGGCUCCGGACCAGGGGGUUGGCUGUCGCACGUGCAGCAGCAGAGCGGCGGCCUCGACUUUGGGCAAACGGGCGGCGGUGGCGGCAGCGGUACGGCCUCUUUGGACUUCACGGGGGUCCCCCCGUCGACUUCCCUGGCGGCGCAUUCAUCUACCAACCUCCUGGACACGACGGAGGAAGCUGAACCCUCCGGCCUCUUGAGCGGCUGGGUCACUGUAGCUCUCCCGUCCGGCAGUCACCACCAAGUAGGACAAGGACAAACUCAGCAGCAGCAGCAGCAGCAGCAGCAGGUUAAGCAACCGGGGCUGCAGCUAGGGCCGGUAUCUCCCUUCACCAGCGGCGGCCAGCGGGCCGGGCCGCCGCCUCGAAGCUACAGCGCGAGGCUUUCGGAGGACCCCGCCACGGCGGCAGCAGCUGCAGUACAGCAGCUGCAGCUCUCCGGUACGGGGCAGCAGCAGCUGCAGCAGGGCGCCCAGCCAGCUGCUGGUGGGGGCAACGCUGCAGCUGCUGCUGGUGUACUGGGAGCGGGCACGUUUGGCAAUGGUGGCUUGAACCCACAGGUUCGGUGCAUUGCGGUGUGGUGUGCUGCACGUAUCGAUCCCGAGGUGGAGAUGCUGCUACUGUCAUCGCUACAGCUGCAGCUCAGCCACGCGGGCGUCGCCAGCCACCCCGUUGUGGCGUCCUUCCCUGUACGGACAUGGCUGCAGCAAGCGCUCCAGGGACGUGGCCAGGCCGCCACUCGCGCUUACCUCCUCGACCUCCUCGCCCAGUACAUGCCGCCCGACCAGCUGGGAGUCAUCCGGCGGCUACUGGACUGCCUAGAUGAGGCGGGGUCGCUGUUAAGCUGCUUCGCGGGCCCCGUCGUCGCGCCGCCGGCGGCCCAUGGGUCCGUGGCCGGGGGCGGCGUGGCGUCAGCUUCGGCACUGGGCGGGGGACCCGCGGGUACAGGCGCAGGGCCCAGCUGA
Messenger RNA from Volvox carteri f. nagariensis, 2475 nucleotides. RefSeq lists its product as uncharacterized. Gene Ontology annotation, molecular function: metal ion binding. Bases 1 to 2475 code for a protein of 824 amino acids. The record is from RefSeq and is a predicted model, not a curated record. Lineage: Eukaryota; Viridiplantae; Chlorophyta; Chlorophyceae; Chlamydomonadales; Volvocaceae. The transcript is spliced from 11 exons.